This is a messenger RNA of Symbiodinium pilosum, 339 nucleotides long. Lineage: Eukaryota; Dinophyceae; Suessiales; Symbiodiniaceae. The record is from the annotation of a GenBank genome assembly.
AUGCGUCAGGAAGGACUCAGGCGCAAGAAAGCGAGCUGGGAACAGGGUGUAGAGAAAGUUAAAGUCCGGAACGUCGGCGAGGAACUCGUGGUGCUGGGGAACCGACAGGCCCGCUGUGAGGACGACGUAAACAAGAUCACCCGCUUGGGAAGGAUUCUGGAUGACAAGGUAGAAGUCUUCGACGACCUGCAGCGGCGUAUGGAGGAGCUGAAUGCAAAUGCACAGCUGCAGCCUCAGCGCGUCCUGGGAUCGCAGUUUGCCGCAUCCGUCCGGUGCCUUGGCUGCCGCGAGCCCAUCGUGGCGGAGGAGGACAUUGGUACCAGAUCAGGGGAUUCGUAG